CUCCCCGCCACCUUCGCGGCUCCGUUGCGCUCCUCGAAUGACGCCCGCGUCCUCCAACUGUUCAGCCUCCUCCCUUUCUGACCCUCGCUGCCAAGCCCUAAUUGCAGUGGAACAAGGGGAGGGGUCGCGGAGGAGCACGGGAGGGUUCGCCCCGCGCAGCGUCGGCACCCUCCUUUCCUGCGCUUCUUCCUCCCAUGGAAGGAUCACCCAAGCCCUAGAUCUUCUCGUCCCAAGAUGGCUCUGCAUCUUCCUCCGCUGCUACUCUUGCUGUUUCUGCGGCUCUCUGGUCUGGUCCACGGCACAACCGACCCGUCUGAUGUUUCUGCCUUGAAUGACCUGUAUAGAAGCUUAAAUUCUCCCUCCCAGUUGACGGGAUGGAGUUCCAGUGGUGGUGAUCCCUGUGGGAACGAUUGGAAAGGCAUCAAGUGCUCUGGCUCCUCCGUGACAGAAAUAAUACUCUCAGGUCUUGGAUUGACUGGUACAACUGGUUACCAACUGUCGAGCUUGACUUCAGUAACUUAUUUUGAUUUGAGCAAGAACAAUCUUCAUGGUGAUAUACCUUACCAACUUCCACCUAAUGCCAUUCAUAUAGAUCUUUCUGGAAAUGUACUUACUGGAGGGAUUUCUUAUUCAAUUUCUCAGAUGACUGAUCUUAACUAUUUAAAUCUCGCCAAUAACCAGCUCAGUGGACAGUUAACUGAUAUGUUCAGAAAACUUCCCAGUCUCUCAUUGCUGGAUCUCUCAUUCAACCACUUCUCAGGUACCCUGCCUCAGAGCUUUGGAUCUCUUUCAAGUCUCAAAACUUUACGUCUGCAGAACAAUCAAUUUAGUGGUUCACUUGGUGUUCUUGCCACUCUUUCUCUCGAUGAUUUGAAUGUUCAGAACAACCAGUUUACCGGUUGGAUUCCCAACAAAUUGAAAAGUAUAAAUGAUUUUAAAAUCGAUGGAAAUUCUUGGUCCUCUGGACCAGCACCUCCAGGCAUGUCUACAGCUGCAGACAGUAAUGGUGGAAGCUCAUCUAUGUACAACAAACAAACUGCAGGUCUGAAAGGUGCAGCCAUUGCUGUGAUAGUGAUCGCUGUCUUGGUUGUGAUUCUCAUCUUAAUGGCUUUUGCUAAGCGAAGAUCUUCAGUUUCAUCUUAUUAUAUGGAGGAACAAUUUAGCCAGAAUAGAUCAUUUACACCUCUAGUAGACAAUGAAUUUGCAGGAGUUAAGGAUACUUCUUCAGUUGGCUUAAAGGCUACGGAAACAGCUACCACGGGACUUAAAGAACCAUUUGCUGAUACUCAAAAGUCAUUCACUGAUAAUGACUUUGCAAAUACAUUUAAUUCGAGAAGAAACACAGAUCUGAUUUCUUUCCCAACUUACUCGUUAGCAGAUCUGCAAGCUGCUACUCUAAACUUUAGCUCAAGCAGCCUUCUUGGGCAAGGAAAUAUCGGACAAGUGUACAAAGCAAAAUUUGCUGAUGGAAAGGUUUUGGCUGUCAAGAAGAUAGAGGCAUUAAAUUUAUCUGGACGUUGUUCUCAUGACUUCAUGGAAAUAGUGUCUGACAUUUUCAAGCUGCACCAUCCAAACAUCACUGAACUUUUGGGUUAUUGCUCAGAGCCCGAUUACCAAUUUUUAAUCUAUGAAUUCCAACAGAAUGGUUCUCUACAUGGAUUUUUACAUUUAUCGGAUGAUUAUAGCAGACCAUUGACUUGGGAAACCCGAGUAAGGAUUGCUCUUGGGACAGCACGUGCUGUAGAGUACUUGCAUGAGGUCCACUCCCCAUCAGUGAUCCACAAAAACAUAAAAUCUUCAAACAUAUUGCUUGAUGCGGAGCUAAACCCACACUUGGCUGACUGUGGUCUAGCACCCUUCUUUGAGGAUACAAAUGAGAACUUGGGUCCUGGAUACAAUGCUCCUGAAUGCACAAAACCUUCUGCCUAUACAAGGAAGAGUGAUGUCUAUAGCUUUGGAGUGAUCAUGCUAGAGUUGUUGACUGGCCGUAAGCCCUUUGACAGUUCUAAGCCAAGAAUAGAGCAGUCAUUAGUUCGCUGGGUAGCACCACAACUUCAUGACAUUGACACAUUGGAACGGAUGGCAGACCCUGCCCUCCAUGGACUCUACCCGCCAAAGUCAUUAUCUCGAUUUGCUGACAUUGUCGCCCUAUGUAUCCAGCUAGAGCCUGAGUUCCGGCCCGCCAUGUCAGAAGUGGUACAGGCACUGGUUCAAUGCGUUCAUUGCACUAGCAUCAACAAAAGGAUUGGUGGGGAUCUAGGCGCCUCUCGUAGAAGUGAUGAUUCUGACUCUGGAUAUUAUUGAGCAAAACUUCGAACUCUAUCGAAAGCCGGUGUAUCUAACUAAAGGCAUCACAGUCAACUUGUCAUGCUGCUGAUUGAUAUAACAGGUCCUCUGAGUAAAUAUCAAUGAACAUUGUUUCGGUUUUCGUAAGGAAUAACUUCUGUAAUCGUUGUGGAUUUUUGAGCCAUGAGCUGUAUGUAAUAUAUCCAUCUAAAAUCUUAUGACAACUUGUUUCUA
Molecule: messenger RNA, 2520 nt
Organism: Musa acuminata AAA Group (dessert banana)
Lineage: Eukaryota; Viridiplantae; Streptophyta; Magnoliopsida; Zingiberales; Musaceae
Product: protein STRUBBELIG-RECEPTOR FAMILY 5
Exons: 16
Coding region: 235-2304 (689 amino acids)
Biological process (GO): protein phosphorylation
Molecular function (GO): ATP binding; protein binding; protein kinase activity
Source: RefSeq, a predicted model, not a curated record